This is a messenger RNA of Teleopsis dalmanni, 1628 nucleotides long. RefSeq names its product histone PARylation factor 1-like (gene Hpf1). Gene Ontology annotation, cellular component: nucleus. The record is from RefSeq and is a predicted model, not a curated record. Gene Ontology annotation, biological process: DNA damage response; regulation of protein ADP-ribosylation. NCBI's taxonomy places the organism in Eukaryota, Metazoa, Arthropoda, Insecta, Diptera, Diopsidae. The transcript has a single exon. Bases 204 to 1544 code for a protein of 446 amino acids. Gene Ontology annotation, molecular function: poly-ADP-D-ribose binding; histone binding.
AAAUUUUUAAAUAAAUAACGUAAUCCAUUUCAAUCACGUGAAACGUAACUGUUCAAAUAUGGCAGAUGGCGUUUAUAACGCCAAAACAUUUUUGUGUUUUACAACACUGUGUGUUAGUAGAUUUGUUUUUCCUGUAAACAUAAAAGUGCGCUGAAUUUCACAAACAAAUAUAAGAGAAGAUUUUUUAAAUAGUAUUAAGCAAUAUGCCGAAAGAAGAUUGCAAGUAUUGGGAUAAAUGUUAUCAGAAAAAUGAAUAUCAUUUGUCAAAAUAUAAUCAUCCGAAAAAUGUUCCAGUUGAUGUAGCCGGAGGUUCCACUGCCGAGUCAAAUUCUAACAAGGAUGCAUCCCACGCAAAAAUGGAAUCUAAAGAUACUUCAACUGAAUGUUUGAACAAAAAACGCAAAACUAGCGAUGACGCAGUAAAGGAUGUAGUGGCAGAAAAUGUUACAGCUGAUAAGGACAAUGAUAAAUAUGAAACCCGCGACCUACGAACUGAAGCACUCAAUAAUAUUGCUGGCAAAAACUAUAUGGAAAUACUGGAGAAACGCAUAAAAUUCUCAGUCGAAAAAGAAUACGAAGAACUUUUGCGUUCAACUGAAUUUAUUCGACACAAAUUUUUAGUAGAAAUGCCACCAGAUUUCUACGCAUUUUGGAAUUUUGUACAAGAAUUGAAGAAAAAUGCUACAGGUGAGGAAAUUCUGCAGUAUAUGGAGAAGCAGUUUCAGAUACAACUAGUGGGUCCAUUUGAAUUCCUUGCUGGACGUUUCAAAAAUGCAAAAAUACAAGAACCUGGAGAUUAUUUACGACAUUGGCGUUUCUUUUAUGAUCCACCGGAGUUUCAAACAAUUUUUGUUCGCAGUAAGACUGGUGUGCAUUAUGGUUACUGGCGUGAUACACCUAAAGAUAAAAAGGAAUUAUUAAUAGCACGUAAUGAUGCGCGGGAAAACUGUGAAUUUCAAUUCAUAGCCGGCAAUGCUUUUGAUGCAUUUUUAUAUUUCUUACAAAAGGAUUUUGUAGGCACACCAUUUACAGCAGCUACUGUCGCAAAUACAAAGAAAAUGUUAACUGCUUUUACAAGUGAGCUGGACUGUAAAUUAGAGAAAUUGGAAACGUUAAGCAAUGCACGACAAAAGAAAGUUGUGACGAAGUCAUUUCACCGGGCAGGCAUAGUUGUCCCUUUUGACCACAAAACUAAGCUGGGUUAUCGACCACUUAUGACCAGUAAUGCAGAGCUAAAGAAAAUUUUACAAUUGUUUGUAACCGCAGGUCAACCGGAAAACGAUAAGGAUAUUAAGUCUGUAGUUAUGGAAAAAUUACAACCAUUGGCAAAUGCUGCACUAAUAGCCGUGGAUGAGUGUGAUUUCGGCACAGCUUUAGAACUAGGAAUUGAUUUAUUUUGCAGUGGUCGCUCAGAGUUGCACUUAUUGGCGAAAUCACUACUAGUACCUGCUUACUCUAACUUAGACAGACCUCAGUUUAUUGCAAUUGCAAAAGCGCAUAUGGAAGAACGCAGCAAAAAUUUAAAUCUGAGCAUGUUUGAUUAAUAAUUGAAAUAUUUUUUUUUAUUGUAAUAAAGUAUUGAAAUAUAUAUUUAUAUAAUAAAUUUUGUUAAUAUUAAUCAAACUAAU